Molecule: messenger RNA, 4360 nt
Organism: Nannospalax galili (Upper Galilee mountains blind mole rat)
Lineage: Eukaryota; Metazoa; Chordata; Mammalia; Rodentia; Spalacidae
Gene: Rrp12
Product: ribosomal RNA processing 12 homolog
Exons: 34
Coding region: 137-4018 (1293 amino acids)
Source: RefSeq, a predicted model, not a curated record
GGACUCCAUCCCGGAAGUGACAUCAGAGGAAGGGCCGGUGAAGCCGGCUGCGGACCCACGUGGGUUCUGUGCGCUCUUCUUCGUGGCUGGAAUCGCAUCUGCUGAGCGAGUUCGAGCUUGGGCGCUUUGAGUCCACAUGGGUCGUUCCGGGAAGUUGCCCUCCGGGGUCUCGGCUAAGCUGAAGCGGUGGAAGAAAGGCCACAGCAGCGACAGCAACCCCGCCACCUGCCGCCACCGCCAGGCCGCCCGCAGCCGCUUCUUCAGCCGCCCGUCAGGAAAGAGCGACCUGACAGUCGAUGCUGUGAAGUUGCAUAAUGAGCUGCAGUCUGGGUCCCUGAGCCUGGGCAAAAGCCAAGCCCCUGAGACGGCCAUGGACGAAGACCCGGAGGCAGCUCUCACUGAGAAGUCCUCAGGCACAUUCCUUAGUGGCCUGUCUGAUUGCACAAACGUCACCUUCAGCAAAGUACAGCGUUUCUGGGAGUCCAACUCAGCUGCCCACAAGGAGAUCUGUGCUGUUCUGGCUGCUGUCACUGAGGUGAUUCGCUCCCAGGGAGGCAAGGAGACGGAGACUGAGUACUUUGCUGCUCUAAUGACAACAGUGGAAGCAGUGGAGUCCCCAGAGUCUCUGGCUGCUGUUGCUUACCUACUGAACCUUGUCCUGAAGCGCGUGCCUAGCCCUGUGCUCAUUAAGAAGUUCUCUGACACCUCCAAAGCCUUCAUGGACAUCAUGUCUGCCCAGGCGAGCAGUGGCUCAACUUCUGCCCUCCGAUGGGUCCUUUCUUGCCUGGCCAUCCUUCUUCGGAAGCAAGACCUGGAGUCAUGGGGCUACCCUGUAACUCUUCAAGUGUACCACGGGCUGCUGAGCUUCACCGUGCAUGUCAAGCCCAAGAUUCGGAAGGCUGCUCAGCAUGGAGUAUGCUCGGUUCUCAAGGGCAGUGAUUUCAUGUUUGGUGAAAAGGCCCCUGCCCAUCAUCCUGCUGCUGUCUCUACUGCCAAAUUCUGCAUCCAAGAGAUUGAGAAGUCUGGAGGCGCCAGUGAGGCCACCACCACACUGCACAUGCUGACACUGCUGAAGGACAUGCUGCCCUGCUUCCCAGAAGGCCUGGUGAAGAGCUGCAGUGAGACUCUGCUUCGGGUCAUGACCUUGAGCCAUGUGCUUAUGACAGCCUGUGCCAUGCAGGUCUUCCAUAGCCUCUUCCAUGCCAAGCCCAGCCCCAGCACCCUGUCAGCAGAGCUCAACGCACAGAUCAUCACGGCCUUGUAUGACUACAUUCCCAGUGAGAAUGACUUGCAACCCCUGCUGGCCUGGCUUAAAGUCAUGGAGAAAGCCCACAUCAACCUGGUCAGAUUGCAGUGGGACCUGGGGCUCGGCCAUCUUGCUCGAUUUUUUGGAAUUGCAAUGACUUGUCUCCUCUCCCCUCAUUUGCAAGUGGUAACAGCUGCUACCCAGAGUCUCAAGGAGAUCCUGAAGGAGUGUGUAGCUCCACACAUUGCCGACAUUGGCUCUGUGACCUCCUCGGCCUCAGGUCCUCCGCAGUAUAUCGCCAAGAUGUUCAGGGCAGUGGAGGAGGGCCUGACGUACAAAUUCCAUGCGGCCUGGAGCUCUGUGCUGCAGCUGCUGUGUAUCUUCUUUGAGGUGUGUGGAAAGCAAGCCCAUCCUGUGAUGAAGAAGUGCCUCCAGUCCCUGUGUGACCUGCGUCUUUCCCCUCACUUCCCCCAUACAGCAGCCCUUGACCGGGCUGUGGGAGCCGCAGUGACCAGCAUGGGACCAGAGGUGGUGCUACAGGCUGUGCCUUUGGAAAUUGAUGGCUCUGAAGAGACUCUGGAUUUCCCACGGAGCUGGCUGCUGCCUGUCAUCCGGGACCACGUCCAGGAAACGAGACUUGGUUUCUUCACUACUUACUUCUUGCCCCUGGCCACUAUUCUCAAGAGCAGAGCAAUGGCACUGGGCCAGUCAGGCAGCACCGUGGAGUCCAAGAUCUAUGAUACACUCCAAUGGCAGAUCUGGACCCUUUUGCCCGGGUUCUGCACAAAGCCCACGGAUGUGGCUGCCUCCUUCAAAGGUUUGGCACGGACACUGGGCACAGCCAUCAAUGAGCGUCCAGACCUGAGGGUCACUGUGUGCCAGGCCCUACGUACCCUUAUCACCAAGGGCUGUGAGGCAGAGGCUGACCGUGCUGAAGUGAGCCGCUUUGCCAAGAACUUCCUGCCUAUCCUCUUCAACCUGUAUGGACAGCCUAUUGCAACUGGGGACGCUGCAGCCCCUCGCCGGGCUGUGCUAGAAACCAUCAAAACUUACCUCACUGUAACUGAGUCUCAGUUGGUGAAUAGUUUCCUGGAAAAAGCCACUGAGAAGGUGCUUGACCCUGCCAGCUCUGACUUCACCAGAUUGUCUGUCCUGGACCUGGUUGUGGCCUUGGCUCCUCACUCGGACGAAGCUGCCAUCAGUAAGCUGUACUCUACCAUCCGGCCAUACCUUGAGAGCAAGGCCCACGGCAUACAGAAAAAGGCCUACCGAGUGCUAGAGGAGGUGUGUGCCAGCUCCCAGGGCCCUGCAGACUGCUUUGUGCAAAGCCACCUGGAUGACCUGAAAAAGACUCUGCUGGACUCACUGCGGAGCACAUCCUCGCCUGCCAAGAGGCCCCGUUUGAAGUGCCUCAUACAUAUUGUGAAGAAACUGUCAGCUGAGCAUGAGGAGUUCAUUGCUGCUCUCAUCCCAGAGGUAAUCCUGUGCACCAAGGAGGUAUCAGUGGGUGCACGGAAGAACGCUUUCACCCUGCUGGUGGAGAUGGGCCGUGCUUUCUUGCGAUUUGGCUCCAACCAGGAAGAGGCUCUGCAGCGCUAUCUUGUCCUGAUUUAUCCUGGCCUCGUGGGUGCGGUUACCACAGUCAGCUGCAGCAUCCUGUCUCUGACACAUCUCCUGUUUGAGUUUAAAGGGCUGAUGGGAACCAGCACAGUGGAGCAGCUUCUAGAGAACGUGUGCCUGCUGCUGGCCUCCCGUACCAGGGAUGUGGUCAAGUCUGCACUGGGCUUCAUCAAAGUGGCCGUGGUGGUGAUGGACGUGGUACACCUUGCCAAGCAUGUACAGCUCGUGAUGGAAGCCAUAGGGAAAUUGUCAGAUGACAUGCGACGGCACUUCCGCAUGAAGCUUCGAAACCUAUUCAUCAAGUUCAUCCGCAAGUUUGGAUUUGAGCUGGUGAAGGGACUACUACCUGCAGAAUACCACAAAGUCCUGGUCAACAUUCGCAAAGCUGAGACCCGGGCCAAGAAGCACCGUGCCCUGAGCCAGGCUGCUGUGGAGGAGGAAGAGGAGGAGGAGGAAGAAGAACCUGCCCAGGGCAAAGACAAUAGCAUUGAAGAGAUUUUGGCUGACUCUGAGGAUGAGGAGGAUGAGGAAGUGGAAAAAGGCCGGGGCAAGGAGCAGCGAAAGCUGGCACGACAGAGGAGCCAGGCAUGGCUGAAAGAGGGUGGUGGAGAUGAGCCCCUCAACUUCCUGGAUCCCAAAGUGGCCCAGCGAGUCCUUGCCACCCAGCCUGGGCCUGGGCGGGGCAAGAAGGACCAUGGCUUCAAGGUUAGCGCCGAUGGCCGCCUGAUCAUACGCGAGGAAGAAGAUGGAGACAAGGUGGAGGAAGAAGAUGGCACUAAAGGAGAGGAUGAAGAGAUGGCUGACUUGAUGGAAGAUGUUGGUGUCAGGAGUAAAAAGAAGCUGAAGCGGCAGAGGGAGGCUGAGGAGGAUGAGCUGGAAACCCCUCCUCAGUACCAAGCUGGAGGCUCUGGUAUCCAUCGUCCUGUGGCCAAAAAGGCCGUGCCUGGGACCGAAUACAAGGCUAAGAAGGCAAAGGGUGAUAUGAAGAAAAAGGGUCGUCUUGAUCCCUAUGCUUACAUCCCGCUCAACAGAACCAAGCUCAACCGCAGGAAAAAGGUGAAGCUACAGGGACAGUUCAAAGGUCUGGUGAAAGCUGCCCAUCGGGGAUCCCAGGUGGGACAUAAACUCCGCAAGAAGGACCAUCGACUCUGAAUCCCUGGGGCCCCAGGUUGGGCUUGGCUCCAACCCAGUACCAAUGCUGCUUAACAUCAAUUCUGGGCGUGUGAGCCUGGAAGAACCUGGAUUCAGAAUGCCUUAUUGGAACUGUGGCUUAGUUCCCAGACAGAAGGAUUUCCUAGGAUUUUGAAGUUCCAAAUGAGAACUGUCCUUUAGAAACUGCUAGCAUCCAUGAUGGAACCAUGUAACCUUGCCACCUUCUCAGAGACCUUGAGGUACUCUGCUUUCUGCCCAAAGUCAUGAACAUCAGAGCAUUGACCUGCAGGUGUGAGAUCUGCUGUAACCAGAUGUAGAAUAAAUGCAUCAUCCCUGGAAACA